UUAGGUCAACAAACCAUAUGUCAUUCAUCACAUGCAUGCACAUAUAUAUACUAUUAUCUUAGUUACUGCCUAUAAAUAAGCAAUCUCUUGAAACUGAAAACCCUAUUCUCAAACUCUCCCAAAACAAGCCAAGAACUUCAAAAGCUCCACUUCUUCCCCUUUUUCUUUACUGAAACACACACACACAAACCUCAUGGGGUUCAGAUUCCACAGAGUGUUUCACUAUGCAAAACACACUGUUCGCGUCCAUCAUUCUUCGUCUUCGUCUUCAUCAUCAUCAUCUUCAAAACUGAAGAAUCAUGUGCCAAAGGGCCACCUUGCUGUGUAUGUAGGUGAGAAUGUGCAGAAGAACCGGUUCGUCGUCCCGAUUUCUUACCUGAAUCAUCCAUUGUUUCAAGACCUGCUGAGGAGCUCGGAGGAGGAAUAUGGAUUUCAUCACCCAAUGGGAGGCUUAACCAUUCCAUGCAGUGAAAUAGCAUUCAAGAAUGUCACUUCUUAUUUGAAUCAGCUGCACAUUCAGUAGAUCGAAUCAAUCAUUUUAUAGGAUGGAAUUCGAGAAAUAUCCAUGAAUUUUUUAAUACUCCUACUAAUUUAUGUAUAUAGUAGUAAUUAUUAAUUAAUUAAAGAGUGUGCAACUUUGAUCACCCCCUUCUAUUUUUAUGUGGUCAAGUGGAUAUAUAUAUUAUAAAGCUGAUGAUUAUUUAUAAUUGU
Salvia miltiorrhiza (redroot sage) is the source of this 711-nucleotide messenger RNA. RefSeq names its product auxin-induced protein 15A-like. The record is from RefSeq and is a predicted model, not a curated record. The coding region runs from base 194 to 523 and encodes 109 amino acids. The transcript has a single exon. Lineage: Eukaryota; Viridiplantae; Streptophyta; Magnoliopsida; Lamiales; Lamiaceae. Gene Ontology annotation, biological process: response to auxin.